Messenger RNA from Apiotrichum porosum, 1944 nucleotides. RefSeq lists its product as uncharacterized. The coding region runs from base 1 to 1944 and encodes 647 amino acids. NCBI's taxonomy places the organism in Eukaryota, Fungi, Basidiomycota, Tremellomycetes, Trichosporonales, Trichosporonaceae. The transcript is spliced from 3 exons. Gene Ontology annotation, cellular component: catalytic step 2 spliceosome. The record is from RefSeq and is a predicted model, not a curated record.
AUGUCGGGCGGUGACGGCCUGCGGCCUCGCCCCGGCCCAGCACCCAGGCUCAUAGAAGGCCCGAAAACCGGCCAGAGAAGCCUGUACCAACAGCAUGUCCUCGAUGAAGACGAAUACACGGACGCACUGUCCCACAUUAUCCAGCGCGACUUCUUCCCCAACCUCCCACAUCUGCACGCCACAAACGACUACCUGUCCGCUCUGGCAGACAACGACCCCGAGCUCCUCAGCUCGAGUAUCCGCCGCCUGACACGUAUCGCCGGCGCCAAGGACGACGCGCGCGAGGCUCGCCGUAACGCGCGUCUUGACCCCGACGCAAAGCGCCGUGCCGAGGUGGCCGACACACCCUACUCGCGGUUCGGAGAAACGCCCCUGGGUAUGCGUGGCAGCGAGACGCCCGGAUUCGCGACUAUGCGCCGGUCACACGAGGCCGAGGACGUGUACGACUUUGACGAGGCAGGGCCGUCGCGGACCAAGAAGCAGCGGCUCGUCCGCGACGACCUGAGUCUCGACGCCUUCCAGCGCAACUACACAAGCGAGGACAAUGCGAGCUUUGUCCAGAUCGUCGAGGCUGAGAACCAGCGCCGGCGAGAGGACAAGGCGUGGGCGUUUGAGGCCGAGCGUGUGAGCGAGGACAAGCGCAUUGCCGGUGACGAGCGGAGAAAGCUCAUUCUCGACGCGGCGACCAGUGGAGGGUGGAGGGUGGACGCCAACGGCCGGAGGUUGAUAGGUGGGCUGAGUGAAGGCGGAGCGGAACAGGCCGAAGGCGAGGCAUGGCGAGAGCGCAAGAUGAUCACCGCUGGACCAGUGGGGACGACUACAGCCACUCCAUCAGACCCAUCCCGGGCCCUCGUCAAGUCUCAAGGCGGCGGUGCCCUCGUCAAGGCAACAGACGCAGCGGCGGCAUCCGUUCUCCCACCAUCCAAGGUCGAGGAGAAGACACUCCCCGAAGACCACCCAUUGUCCCGAGCCCUUGUCUCGGCAGGCCUACCGCCGACGGCCCUCGUGUCGACCGAGGACGGCGCUAUCGUACCCCAGCGCGAGGCGGUCGCCGGUUCCGGCGAAGGACGUGGCCGUGGAGACGAGGAGCGCGACCGCCGCCGACAAAUUGAGAAGGGUGUCAUGGGAGGCGAGGGGCAAGACGACGGCGGCACUGUGCAGCAGUGGCCUUACAAGCCGUUUCAAAACUUGACGAAACCCAAAGCCAAGCCUCUUGCCGCCCCACCCAGCAUCUCUCACAAGAACACGCGACUGCAGGAAGAAGAAGACGAAGAGCCAAGCAGCAGUAGGGCCGGUAGCGUUCGCGGAAGCAGCCCUGCGCGGUCCUACGUCGACGCAGCUAUCGAGGGCAGGCCGUAUGUACCCCGCCAACUGCGUGGCGAGGAAGAAGCACACCCUUUGGUGCCGACAGAAGCCGACCUCAUACCCGAGGACUUGCCUCCGCUCAUGACGUGGGGCACGCUCCUCGCCACUCCCAAGCGCCUCGACGGCUCCGAUGACCCACUGGAUCUGGACAGCCCGUCCUUCCGUCUGCCCGAGACCAAGCGCCGUGACGAGAUUGGACGCAAGCUCGGUGCCAAGGCCAGCAGGUCCAUCGCCGACAGGGCCAAGGCGUACACCCCGCGCCCGUCGCCGUCGACCCCGUCAUUGACCGACGCCCUCCGCGCUGCAGCCAACAAGACGCGGACGGGAGACCGCUCCGUCCGCGGUUCGAUGCAGCCGCCGUCCACCCCGCGAGGCGAGGGCGGGCUUACUCCCGCAGCCAGGAGUCUCCUGGACCGCUCGCUGGGGCGCACACCACAGCGGAGCGGUGGAGGAGGACUGGGUGCCGCACUGGGGUCGAGUGGCAAAGCGAGGAGCGCGGCGAUGGAGAAGGGCGCCGGUUGGGCACGGUCGAGCUCGGCGGCCAGGAGCUGGACCCCGAGUCCUGCGCCUAGGAGGUAG